Priapulus caudatus is the source of this 805-nucleotide messenger RNA. RefSeq lists its product as uncharacterized. Lineage: Eukaryota; Metazoa; Priapulida; Priapulimorpha; Priapulimorphida; Priapulidae. The record is from RefSeq and is a predicted model, not a curated record. The coding region runs from base 10 to 372 and encodes 120 amino acids. The transcript has 2 exons.
ACGGGUUCGAUGAUAUGCGCAAGCUGGGUCGUCAUGAGAGACGUCGUUGGAUCGGCCAGAUACACGGACGCCUGUGCCUUGAGACAAUUCUUGGAGGCGCCCAUAUUAUUCGUUGCACCCAUGAUACUAGGUGCCGCAUAUGAUAGCAAGCAAGGGACACGGCCUGUAUUUACGAUCAUCGGUGUACUGAUGCUGCUGUCGGCUGCCAUCGCUGUACCGCUGCCGAUUCUAACGAGAAGACGCGAGAAGAAGCUCAGGGAAGGAGACAGUGCCGACACUGUAGCUGCCGAAGCCGAGUCAUCUGAUAGCUCGGAGGAGGAAUCGGAAGAUGCUUUCUUUGAUGGUAUGCCAAGCAACGUCGUAAUCAUGUAACGGUAGUGACUUAGCGUACCGUUGUCAUCGUGUAUUCAUCGAGACAUUUAUUGAAUAUAUAUUUAAAUUAAUAUAUAGUUCUUUAGGUGCUGGCUUGUGAUAGAAUUUAUUAUCGUGAUAUUGUGUGAAACACCAAGUUCUGGUAUUUCCUGAUGAUGGAUCCUGGCUGGUUAUUUGUUGCUAAUUUGCGGUAGUGCAUAGCACACCUUUCCUAUUCAAUUAUUUGCGAGUAGUCACGAUAACUCGCGUGAGCUUUACUUGUACGACGUAAUAAUUAUAAUAAAUACGCGAACGUAUAUAUAUAUAAUAUAUACUAACGUUACUGCCAGUCUAUUGUAUGUUGUAGUAUUUACCCUAAUUAAGUAGCAGACACAUGUUUUUUAGAACGGAACUGAUUAUUUUUAUAUAUAAUGAAGUUGUUAUUUUGUAUGUC